This is a messenger RNA of Prorocentrum cordatum, 582 nucleotides long. Lineage: Eukaryota; Dinophyceae; Prorocentrales; Prorocentraceae. The record is from the annotation of a GenBank genome assembly.
CUGGACGCGAUUCUGCCGUUCAGCUGCCGCGCUGAAAAGCGGAAUCGCCAGAAAGACCCUGCGUUUCUGGACGCGGUGCCAGAACAGUACCGCCAGGCGAUCAGAGAUCAUAUCGCCAGCGAGCGCAAGAAACCAAAAAAGGAAUAUGUGAAGGCCGAGAAGAAGGAUGACGACGAGGACAAGAAGGAUGUGAAGCAGGAGGUGAAGGUGACGCAGGAGGUGACGCAUGAGCAGCCAGAGCUGGCAUCGUCUGCUUCUGCGGCACCGCCUGCUGGUGUGGAGCGGACAUGCCCCGCUGCCAUGAGCAUCAACAGCUUCGGCGUGUUGACGAAGACGGACCUCGGCCCCCGCGCCGCCCUCGGUGCGUGGAGGGAGGAGCCAGACGAGACAGCGGUCGCAUCGGUCGCCGCCGCAGCCUCUGCCAGGAAGGUGGAGGAGAAUCUGGAGACGUCAUCCACGAUGGUCGUCUUCAAGUCGUGGGGUUACCACAAGGUCCGCAAGGGCAUGAAGAAGGAGGUCUUCUCACACGACACCGCCACGGGCAUGGCGCGCGAGUGGUACCGCAAGCUCAAGACCAUGUGG